AUGGACGAAAUGAGUCUGAAAACAAAUAUACGGCAGAUGGAAACGACAAUACGCGAGGUUACAGAAAAAAUCAGACUAAAGACAAAAUGGAUUAAUGUGCCCAAAGAGCCUAAGAUCGAACCUAUAGAGGAGGUGAAGGCAAAAGAGGAAGAAGAUAUAGAGAUGAUGAUAGAGGAACAGGAGAGGAUGGACAGAAUGAAAUCAGUACGGGAAUUUAAAGAGUAUUGUGCAGACUUAUUGGCCCAAAAAAUACAGGAAAGAGAUGACACAAACGCGGAGCUCAUAGAAUCCAUGGAAAAAGACCUCCAGUAUCUAGAAGGGGAAGAUGCCCAAGGUUAUAUAAAUAACGCUCUGGACUCCGGUGUACCGAAAGAAUACAUCAAAGAAAACCUUUAUCGGCCUAUCGGAUUAGAUGCAGUAACACCUGAGAGUGCACGAUCUGAAAAAACAACUCAAUUAAACAACGACAUUGAGCCUGGCGAUCAUGCAACAUCCACAAGAAAGAGUCUUGAUAUCUCUAGCUCCGUUAUUAAAGAGCCUAAAAAAUCACCAUCCUCAAAAAAAAUCGAAAUUGUUGUGGCUCACCAUCGCGAAGCGCUCGAGUGGCUUGGUCCAUUUCUCAGUCACCCGGGGGUUAAGAUUUCUAUCUAUUCAACAGGUGGCAAGAAACUUCCUCCAAUAUUUCACGCUCAUACCCAAUAUCUCCGUGAUAACGUGGACCAUGGUGUGGGACACACCUAUCUCUAUCAUAUAGUGGCCAGAUAUGACACCCUCCAAGAUGUUACAGUAUUUUGCAAGGGGGACGUAUCCGAACGUUUCGACUAUAGGCCUGAACGAUUUCUGGUAGAGGCUUUAAAUACCAGAGACCAAGCACCAAUCUUUUUUGAAGGUCAAGAAGCAGAGGAAAUCGAUUUAUCCGAUAGGACAGACUCUGACGAGUCUAUAAACCUCAUCGACUGGUCUAAUUACAGCUACAGAUCAUCUGACCAGCUCGGGGUGAAAGCGGAGACAAAAAAACCAACUAGCCAGUGCACGCGCGCCGAUUAUUAUUAUAUACUCAUGAUGGAAAGAUUAGGAUACAAACCUCCGGGCCUAUUGACAAAGCUCGCACUAGGAGCUAGUUUUUCUGUGACGAGAAACAAGGUUAAGAAACAUCCAAAGUCAUUGUGGGCGCGAAUGCUCAAUCAGCCCUCCCUCGACGCGAUGGGGCCGAUGGAAGAUCCAAAUCCAACGACCAGCACUAUCUCUAAGCGAUUAUCGCCUACAAUGAUCGAACCUAUGACGAUGACAGACCUUGCGGACGCGGUGGAUCCCAUGGAGAUAGAUCAAAUAUGA
Molecule: messenger RNA, 1335 nt
Organism: Morchella sextelata
Lineage: Eukaryota; Fungi; Ascomycota; Pezizomycetes; Pezizales; Morchellaceae
Exons: 5
Coding region: 1-1335 (444 amino acids)
Source: RefSeq, a predicted model, not a curated record